This is a messenger RNA of Bufo gargarizans (Asiatic toad), 2385 nucleotides long. It is a transcript of the gene CFAP52, whose product is annotated as cilia and flagella associated protein 52. The record is from RefSeq and is a predicted model, not a curated record. Lineage: Eukaryota; Metazoa; Chordata; Amphibia; Anura; Bufonidae. Gene Ontology annotation, molecular function: protein binding. Gene Ontology annotation, biological process: cilium assembly. Bases 60 to 1916 code for a protein of 618 amino acids. The transcript is spliced from 14 exons.
GGAGGAAGCGGUCUAGAACCGUACAGUAAAACAGAGAGGAAGGAGCACCGAGGGACAACAUGGCAUCCCCGAUCCAGGACGACGGACUGCAGCUGGAGCUGGAGUCAGUCAUCGGAUUUAAUGGGCACGUGCCCUCUGGGCUGAUCAGUCAUCCGGACAGAGAACACCUCAUCUACCCCUUGGGGUGCACAGUCAUUAUCCAGAGUGUGAACAGACACAAGCAGCACUUCCUGCACGGUCACACCAAUAACGUGUCCUGCGUGGCCGUCUCCAAGUCCGGGAAAUACCUGGCCUCAGGACAAGUCACCUACAUGGGCUUCAAGGCAGAUAUUUUCCUUUGGGACUACGCCAAGAGAGAGUCCUGCGCGAAGCUCAGUCUACACAAAGUCAAGGUGGAGGCGCUAGCCUUCUCUCCAAAUGACCGAUUCCUGGUGUCUCUUGGAGGGCAGGAUGAUGGCAGUGUCGUCCUGUGGAACGUGGCCACCAGAGAAGCUAUUUGUGGCAGCCCAGCGUCUUCUGUCAGCGCAGGACACGCCCUGACCGUCACCUUCACCAACAACUGCGAUGACGUGUUUAUAACAGGAGGAAACGGGACCCUGCGUGUGUGGGAGGUGGAUCUGCCCAACCGGAAAAUGCGCCCCACCGAAUGUCAGAUGGGUCAGCUUAAGCGGGUGGUCACCUGCCUGACGGUGGCAGAAGACGACAGCUGCUUUUACUGCGGCACUUCUACAGGAGAUAUUCUCAAAGUCAACACCAAGAACAAGCUGCUGAACAGCUGCGGACCUCAGAAGGACCGAUUCAGCCUGGGGGUGACCUCUCUGACCUCGCUGAAAACUGGAGAGUUUAUUAUUGGCUCCGGAGAUGGAAAAAUAUCCCUCUGCAAAGCCCCAAACUACAAAGCCGUUAAGAGCGUGAACCUGCAGGGAGCUGUGAACUCCAUUACGCUGAGAGGACAGGGGCACCAGUUUUUCGUUGGGACCGGACAGUCCCAGAUCUAUCGCUUUAACUAUCCAGAAUUCAAAGAGGAGAUCAUCGCUACCUGUCACAGCGAGGCCAUCAACGACAUCGUCUUCCCCUUUGGUACGUCAGAACUAUUCGCCACUUGUUCCAAGAAUGACAUCCGUGUUUGGCACACCACCAGCCACAAGGAAUUGCUGAGGAUUACCGUCCCCAACGUGACCUGUAACGCCAUCCAGUUCAUGAGAGAUGGGAAGAGCAUCUUAUCAGCCUGGAAUGACGGCAAGAUCCGAGCAUUCACCCCCGAGAGCGGCCGUCUAAUGUACCAGAUUGAGAACGCACACAACAUGGGAGUCACAGCGGUUGCCACCACCAGCGACUGCAAGAGGAUUGUGAGCGGCGGCGGAGACGGAAGGGUGCGAGUGUGGGAGAUCGGAAGAGAAAGCCAGAGGAUGGUGGAGUCCAUGAAGGAGCACAAGUCAGCAGUGUCCUGCAUCAAACUGAAGAGCGACAACCGCGAGUGCGUUACUGCCAGCUCUGACGGGACCUGCAUCAUAUGGGACAUUGAGAGGUUCAUAAGGAAACAGAUGGUCCUAUCCAACACGCUGUUCCGCUGUGUCUGCUACCACCCCGAGGAGUUCCAGAUCAUCACCAGCGGCACCGACAGAAAGAUCGGGUACUGGGAAGUGUUUGACGGCUCCGCUAUCAGAGGACUUGAUGGAUCCAUGUCUGGAGCAAUCAAUGGGAUGGACAUAAGUGACAGCGGAAGUCACUUUGUCACAGGGGGAGAUGACAAGCUGGUAAAAGUCUGGGACUACAACGAGGGUGAAGUAACCCAAGUCGGCAUCGGUCACAGCGGCAGCAUCAGCCGCCUAAAAAUCUGCCCUCUCUCCAAGUACAUCAUCAGCGUCAGCACUGAUGGCGCCAUUUUACGCUGGAAGUACCCCUACCCUGUUUAGGUGGUCCUUCUGUCCCACCCUGUUAAGUCAAAAGAACACUCCAGGUAGAUCUGACACACUGGGGGUCAUUUACGAAGAGCGCUAUGCCUGUAGGGGGCGCGUCGAGGGAGUUGUGGGGUGUGGCAGGGACCGGGCCCGGAUUUCGGCCCCAUCAAAUUUCACUUCUUUUAUGCCUGGAAAGAGGAGUGAAAACCACUCAGUCAGGGGCUGGACUGGUUUUCACUCCAGGCGCACGGACUGGCGGAGAGGUGCGCCUAAUUUAUGACGAGACGCACUCCUGGUCAUAAAUGAGCCAAAUCGCAGAGCGGAGUAAAAUGCCCGUCUUUGUAAAUGACCCCUACUUUGUUAUGUCUAGAGGAGGGCCUGAGGGGGUGGAGCAUGACACAGGGAUUGAAAGAACCCAAAAAGAUGGAACCCCCUGUGUCAUGUCCCCCCUCCAACCCUGUGCUACACAUAUCAUGAUGUAUCA